Gastrolobium bilobum is the source of this 354-nucleotide messenger RNA. Its product is annotated as protein EPIDERMAL PATTERNING FACTOR 2-like. NCBI's taxonomy places the organism in Eukaryota, Viridiplantae, Streptophyta, Magnoliopsida, Fabales, Fabaceae. Bases 1 to 354 code for a protein of 117 amino acids. Gene Ontology annotation, biological process: guard cell differentiation; stomatal complex development. The record is from RefSeq and is a predicted model, not a curated record. The transcript is spliced from 3 exons.
AUGAGCACUUUCUCGCUUGGAACCCAAAAAUCUUUCCUAAUUGUGAUUUUCUUCAUGGUUGUUUCUAUUGGUUGGAGCCUAAGGAUGACCCCUAAUCAUGUUAAGUUGAUCAGCUUGCAAGAAGAGAAAGCAGAAAUUAGAGAUAAAAAGGAAGUAUCAACAAAGGAAGACAACAUGGGAAUGGAACUCUACCCAACUGGCUCCACCAUACCAGAUUGUUCCCAUGCAUGUGGACCAUGUUCUCCCUGCAAGAGGGUGAUGGUGGGUUUCAGCAAGUGCUCCGUUGCAGAGUCUUGCCCUAUAAUUUACAGAUGCAUUUGUAAAGGGAAAUACUACCAUGUACCCUCCAAUUGA